GUAAACAACCUGCCGCCUACAAGAAAGAAGGAAGUGAUUUUCAAGUGUUGGUUUCGUAAAGAUCGGAGACAAUGAGGCAGUGUCGGUGAUCUGACGGAGGGUUUUCUGGUGCCUAUUUGUCUCAAAGCAGAGUUUUUGUGCUUUUUAAUGAUUUUGCGAUUCAAUGGAGUCAAGUGGCAAGACUGGACACGGCACAGUACUAUGGUCAAACUAGGACACAACAACAACAAAUCCAUGGAGAGUCCUGAGCUGCAAGAUGAGCUGGAGAGGGUGAACAGACUGGACCACUCCCACGCCCAGUACGGUGCCAUCAGUGACCACAUGGGAGAUACGUGUCCCACCUGCCGUGGAACAGGGCGCAUUCCCAGAGGCCAUGAGGACCAGUUGGUUGCUGUAAUACCAUUUAAUGACAUAAGGCUGAAACCCAGACGCACGAAGCUCUACGUGUGUGUGUCCAUGGCCGUAUGCCUCCUAAUUUGCUGCCUGAUCAUUUUCUUCCUGUUCCCUCGGAGUGUCACCAUAACGCCUGUGUCUGUGCUGUCGGUCAUGGUCUACUUCACUCCACAUGUAGUUCAGCUGGAGGUCACAAAUCUCAUCAACAUCAGCAACCAGAACUUUGUCCCUGUUGACAUUGUUCAGUUUAACAUCCAAGGUUUGGUCUUUCGCACCGUUGUGGGGACAGCCAAGAUAUCAAAUAUGACCAGCAUCCAGUCCCGCUCACAGAAAUCAUAUACGAUUGCAGUUGACCUGGCAGUGAAGGACCCAGACUUAAACACGUACUGCAAGUCCGAUAUUUCCAAGGUUCACACUUUAUUUCUCGAGCUGCAAAUGACAAUGAACAUAUCCUAUCUCUCCCACACUGAGCAGCUGUCUCUGGACACUGUUGAGUAUAUUGACUGUGGCACCAAUUCAACCAUCCCACAUCCUGUGAGGUGAUAAACUAAAGAAAAGGAAAAGUAUUACGGGAAGGAUGAGAUGAUGCAUACUCUGAUAGCAUCGUACCUUACUCUCUGAAAUAAGAGAUGUCACUUUUGUUGUAAAUGUCCAAUCUGUAAAUGCUAUUUCUGUGCAGUUUGCUGUUGUAAAAAUGAAGAAAUGUACAUAUUUCAUUUUGGAAGGUAAUCUACAAGGAGAGAAUUAUUUGAAAUUCUUUACAGGAUGUUGAUGACAGUGAUAACCGCUCUGAAAAAUCCAUCUUGUUUAUGCAUACCGCAAGAUUUUAAUCAGUGAUAUCAUUACAAUUUUUCCAUUUUCUCUUUUUACAUUACCUUAAAUAUGUUUUUCAAUUAAACUCUCAUGUUAGAGUUUGUGAAAUUGCCUGUCUGCGCCUAGUAAAGGCAACACAGGCUCAUGUAACUUUGUCAAAUGAGUGCAGUGCCUCUGUGUUGUGCAUUGUUGUGCACCGGAGAGGCUCUGGUACACUGCAAUGGAAGAAAACUUUCAUUAAUGUUAUUGGCAACACCUGUGUGUACCUGCUACUUCAUGUCAAAAUAGCUGCUGUGGGAAAGAUCUAAUGUUGACACAAAAUUUAUUAACUCAUUUAAACUUAAUGUUUAAUGUUCUGCUAAAGUUAGGGUAUGGGGUUGGUUAUGGUUAUUUAAGAGGAAAAAAAACUUAAGCUUGAUGAACUUUCUAUCAUCAUUGUCUUUGUGUGCUUCUCAUUGAGGCUUUUAACAAAGCCUGGAUUUACACAUCUAGUGUGCAAGUGUGUCCAAAGCAAAAACAUCACUGUGUUGCUUUCAUAAUGUUGAAAAUGUAAUUCAUAAAGAAGAAUAAA
This is a messenger RNA of Myripristis murdjan (pinecone soldierfish), 1777 nucleotides long. It is a transcript of the gene tmem106a, whose product is annotated as transmembrane protein 106A. The record is from RefSeq and is a predicted model, not a curated record. The coding region runs from base 148 to 936 and encodes 262 amino acids. The transcript has 8 exons. Lineage: Eukaryota; Metazoa; Chordata; Actinopteri; Holocentriformes; Holocentridae.